GCCUCGAUCCAAGGCAAUACCGCAAUAGCAAGUCGCAUCCUCCUUCUCUUGUCCAUCAAUCCGGUGUGCGUAGGUACAGCGCAACCACCACAACACCAUGACGCCGACCCGCCACUCGCCGUCCAUCGCCGUCGUGUUCCUCGUCGUCGUAUCCGUCCUGGUCGCCGGCGCCGCCGCCGAUGCAUCGGCCGACAAGAGCGACUGCAGCAUCGCCCAGACCGCGUUCAGCGAGUGCACUGGCUAUAUCAUGGGCGUGGACGAAGAGAUCACUCCACGGUGCUGCAGGGGUCUCGACGCCGUCAAGGACUUGGCGUCGACCAAGGACCAGCGCCGGGCCCUCUGCUCUUGUAUCCUGUCGGAGAUGCUCGCCGCCGGCAAGAUCAAGUCCGGACGCGUCGCCGCCCUCCCCGCAGCGUGCGGCAUCCGCGGCAUCGCCUUCCUCCCGACCAACCUCGGCUUUGACUGCUCCCGGAUUUCUUGAGCUGAUUACCGAACCAGUUUGCGGCCUGAUGAAGAUCAGGAAUAAAAGACUUAUGUAGUUUGCAUUUAUUUUAAUUUUCUCCCCCUCUGUAGCCUAAAAGUUGGCUGAACGAUUCGACAAUUAAUUUUGG
Messenger RNA from Lolium perenne, 611 nucleotides. RefSeq names its product non-specific lipid-transfer protein 1-like. The record is from RefSeq and is a predicted model, not a curated record. Lineage: Eukaryota; Viridiplantae; Streptophyta; Magnoliopsida; Poales; Poaceae. Gene Ontology annotation, molecular function: lipid binding. Gene Ontology annotation, biological process: lipid transport.